This is a messenger RNA of Sorghum bicolor (sorghum), 2895 nucleotides long. Its product is annotated as pre-mRNA-processing factor 39. NCBI's taxonomy places the organism in Eukaryota, Viridiplantae, Streptophyta, Magnoliopsida, Poales, Poaceae. Gene Ontology annotation, biological process: mRNA 5'-splice site recognition; RNA processing. Bases 205 to 2511 code for a protein of 768 amino acids. Gene Ontology annotation, molecular function: protein binding. Gene Ontology annotation, cellular component: U2-type prespliceosome; U1 snRNP; commitment complex. The record is from RefSeq and is a predicted model, not a curated record. The transcript has 14 exons.
UACCCAUCUCCAGUCCAUCUCUCCGCGCCUCCUCCAAUCCUCUCUUUUCCAUCCACGCCGCUACGCCCCCCGAUCCAACCCUAACCCCCCUCCGCCUCCUCGCCGGCGCGUCUACCCCGCCUCCACUCCGCGGCUAGUGCUUCUCAUCGGCGUCCCUCCGGGCUUCACGCUGGUCCGGGGUGCGGCUCCUGCGAUUCGCGCGCAAUGGAGCAAGAUCAGAGCGCAGCUGUCGGCAGUGCGGACUCUGGUGCCGCGGCUUUUGAUUUUCCGACUGCCAAUCCACCUAGCUCGGCUGUGACCGGCGGAAGCGCCGUGGCCCCCGACGGUGGAGCUCAGGCAGCUGAUGCCUCUGCCUACCAGGCCGAACACGCGGCGUUGAAUGGGACGGCUGGCGAUAUGGCUAAUUACCAAACAGGAGCUGCAGAGAACGGCGAAGCCGUCACCAACGAGAUGGGCGAGCCGGUUCCUGAGCCAUCCUACGAGGAAGCUGUGCUUUCAGCAGAAGAGGCUAGAUUGUGGACUGUUGUUACUGCGAAUUCCUUAGAUUUUAAUGCCUGGACCGCACUUAUUGAGGAAACAGAGAAAAAUGCUGAGAACAAUAUUUUGAAGAUACGGAAAGUGUAUGAUUCGUUCCUUGCGGAAUUCCCUCUUUGCUUUGGGUAUUGGAAGAAAUAUGCUGAUCAUGAAGCGAGACUUGAUGGUGCCAGUAAAGUUAUAGAGGUGUAUGAACGAGCAGUUCUUGCAGUUACUUAUUCAGUGGACAUUUGGUAUAACUAUUGUCAGUUUGCAAUUUCAACAUAUGACGACCCAGAUAUCGUCCGAAGACUGUUUGAACGUGGCUUGGCAUACGUUGGAACAGAUUAUCGUUCCAAUAUUUUGUGGGAUGAGUAUAUUAAGUAUGAAGAGUCACUGGAAGCUUGGAGUCAUCUAGCUGUUAUAUAUACAAGAGUAUUGGAGCAUCCCAUCCAGCAGCUUGACCGGUAUUUUAAUUGCCUCAAGGAAUUGGCUUCGAAGCACAGUUUUUCAGAAAUACUUACUGCAGAAGAAGCCUCGGUGUAUGUUGUCACGUCUGAGACCAGUGUUCAAGCGCCUGAUGGUGAGGCACAUCCUGAUGAUGUCGAUAAGCCUGGUCAACCAGAAAUUUCAUCUUCAACAGACGCAGAGAACCUUGCAAAGUAUGUCUCCAUGAGGGAAGAGAUGUACAAGAAGGCUAAAGAGUAUGAAUCUAAGAUCAUUGGUUUUGAGCUAGCUAUUAGAAGGCCAUAUUUUCACGUCAAGCCUCUUGACAAUCCAGAGCUUGAAAAUUGGCAUAACUACCUUGACUUUAUUGAGAAGGAAGAAGACAUUAAUAAGGUUAUCAAAUUGUAUGAAAGGUGUGUGAUUGCAUGCGCUAAUUAUUCAGAAUUCUGGAUCCGCUAUGUGCAAUGUAUGGAGGAUAAAGGGAGUCUAGACCUAGCAAACAAUGCCCUGGCUCGUGCUACUCAUGUGUUUGUCAAGAAGCAGCCAGAGAUCCAUCUGUUUAGUGCGCGCUUUAAGGAGCUUAAUGGGGAUAUUUCUGGAGCACGUGCAGAAUAUCAGCAUCUUUACUCAGAUUUAUGUCCUGGCUUUCUAGAGGCCAUUGUCAAACAUUCUAAUAUGGAACACCGACUGGGAGAGAAAGAAUUAUCUUGCACAGUCUACGAAAAGGCCAUUGCUGCUGAGAAGGGAAAGGAACAGAGCCAGCUCUUGCCAACGUUGCUUAUUCAGUACUCCCGUUUCUUAUUUUUGGCCGUCCGAGACUUGGAGAAGGCAAGAGAGAUAUUAAAUGUGCUGCAUGAGCAGUUAAAUGUAACAAAGCCAGUGCUUGAGGCUGUCAUCCAUCUGGAGUCGAUUUUUCCAUGUGAAAAGCGUAUUGAAUUUUUAGACUCACUUGUGGAGAAGUUUGUUACACCUGAAUCAUCUCAGGGAGAGGUGGCAAGUCUAGUUGACAAAGAAGAAAUAUCUUCCAUAUUUUUAGAGUUUUUGGAUCUCUUUGGGGAUGCAAAGUCAAUCAAGAAGGCUUUAACUCGGCAUACAACUCUUUUUUCAUGUAAGAGAAGCAUUCUGCCAUCAAAGAAACGGAAAGCAGAUGAUGUUGUUGUGUCAGAGAGGGACAAAUUUGCUAAAACUGGGGCUGUGCAGUCAGCCACGGGAACUGAUCCAAAUGCUUCCAAUCCUCCUGUUUGGCCUGCAACUUCUGAAGCAUCUGGGCAACAAUGGGGAGCUUCUUAUGCACAGCAGGCUGCAUAUCCUGCAUAUGGAACUUAUGACUACAGCCAUCAAAUGCCUCAGCCUGCUCCUCAAGCAGCUGCCUAUGGUGCUUAUCCUCCAACAUACUCUGCUCAGGCCUAUACACAACAAAACUACGCACAACCUGCAGCAAUUCCAGCAGCUCCAGUGCCAGCAGUGGUACCAGCAGCUACACCCGCGUCAGCUUACCCUCAGCAACCUGCGGCAGCUCCUCAACCUUAUUAUGGCACAACCUACUACUGAUCAGCCUGUUAAUCUUGGAUGUGUGGUCCAGCGAGCCUGUUAAUCGGCCUUUUCGCAUGUGUGGUUCUUGCAGUCUAAUCAGCAGGCUUGUCAAUACGAGAGGCCAAAGGCAUCCCAAGACCUUCGGUACCACCAUUAUUUAGCUCCCCUUUAGACGGAUGCUAUCGACGAGAUGAUCGCUUGAGAACAAAUUUGAGAUUUGUAUAGUCAGCAUUUUUGUUGCUAGCAUCUGUCGCUAGGAAUUGACAUUGUUUCCUUGCAGUAGCGUAAUUUUUACUGUAGACGAGAUAGCAGUGUUAACCAUGCGUAUCAGCAUAUGAACAUAUAAUCGACAUUAUUCACUGUUCGUGCCCCCUUUCGGAGUGCAAAAUUUUGUUUCCACCA